GUCGUGCACUACGGAAGUGAUGGAGAUUUUUCGGCCUGGUGAUCUCAUGACUCCUUCCGUUAUGACGGGAAUGGAGUGGUUCCCUUGACGAUCCAAGACCUGCCGGGGAGAUAGAAAUAGGUCAAGCCCCAUUCACGGCAUCGCAGCAAUUGACCGAACCGAAACCACCACCCCAACAUCAACCUUCAUCUACCUAAUUAUUUUCACCGCGCAAUACCUAAGAGCAUGAACCGAAGUCACCUCAAUACCACCUAAUAGUCGUUUUCACCGAAAACCGAAUCGAGCAUUUCUACAAAACCCCCACAUCCAAGCCUCCAAAAUGCAGAGCUCAAUGUCACAAGCAUACGCGGCACCUCCCUCGGUCCCCAACACGUCGACGGAAAAGUCCCAUCAUGUUGCCCCUACCGCUGCCACUGCUGGCGCUGGCACACCUUUGACCACCCAAGCCCACAACACUGCGAGCACAACAUACCCUCAAGCCGAUCCCACAACCGGUACUACCACCGCCGCCGGCACAACACCAGCCACCAACCGCCCGACCACAGCAAGCACCUAUGCCAACGAAAAGUCGGUAGCCACCACCCCCGCCGUCACUCAGAGACGCUUCGGCGCUUCCGACAUCAUCCUCUUCAUCCUCGCCAUCUUCGUCCCGCCCCUGGCUGUCUUCUUCGACCGCGGCUUCAAGAUUGACUUUUGGAUCAACAUCCUCCUGACCAUCCUGGCCUGGUUCCCUGGCAUCAUCCACGCCUGGUAUGUCCUUUUCAGGCACCCUACCGGCAGGGACUAGAGGACCAAUCCGCAGAGGAAACCGGUAGUGCCUUCGCGGACACGGUUGGCUGCGCGACAUCCAGUUGAGCCUUGGAAGAGUAGAGCGUCGCAAGACUGGGUUAUCGAGACAUCCUCGAGGCAACCGAGCAUCACAGAAUCGAAGGAAACGGAGGAGAUGUGGUGCAUAAUUGGAUACUGGCAAAGCAUUCCAGAGUUACAGGAU
Messenger RNA from Neurospora tetraspora, 991 nucleotides. RefSeq lists its product as uncharacterized. The transcript has a single exon. The coding region runs from base 320 to 787 and encodes 155 amino acids. NCBI's taxonomy places the organism in Eukaryota, Fungi, Ascomycota, Sordariomycetes, Sordariales, Sordariaceae. Gene Ontology annotation, cellular component: membrane. The record is from RefSeq and is a predicted model, not a curated record.